AAUGAAGCUAUUAAUUAUAAAAGAUCGACUACAGAUGCGCAGGAACCUGUUUACAAGGAAAACGCAGCAAGUUUCAGUCUGAGGUAAUGCGGACCAGACUGAAACUGCACAGGGUUAGGGUUACUCAUCUCUCUGUUUUUCUUCACGCCAGACCACUUUAUCUUGGAAAUAUUUUGACCAAGGAUCAUUUUUAGGCUCCAUAACGAGAAGACCGAUAAGUGAACAACGCGAGGUAGCACUCCCGUUUCUGAGGAUUAAAACCACCCUCUGCUUUUGGAGGAGCUCUUUAGGCAAACCAGUUUUGUUUUUUGAACCUGUUUGUGAUGUGCACGGAGGUAGGCUAGAUAGCCUGUUAUGAGGGAGUUAAUAUGUUAUAGAGCCUUUGUAGUCUAAAGUUAUUGGUAGACUUUUAGGCAUAGUAGAUAAAAAGACAAUAGAUCGAUAGGCUCAAUGGGCUGAGGAUGCUACUGGUGACGGUCGGCAUUUUUUUUUUUCGGCGGAUCGAUGUAAUAGUUUUACUUGACUGUUGACAAGUGUUAGAUCAUUAAAUUUACAUAGUUCAUCUUGAGCUGUUGCACACUUGAUCCAACAGCUGCCAUGUCAUUUGAGAUGAGUUUAAACGUUACAGUGAGCAAGUGUCAGAUGUUUCCAUUACAGCAUGCAUAAGUACAGUAUCAAUAUAAUCUAGGCACUAUGUGCAUGUAGAAUUUGUUGCUUGUGGACCCACUGGAGUAUCAAGAUGUCAGUGAAAGCCAAAGCAAUCUACACUUUUUUAAGUGAAAACAAAGAGGAGAUCAGCAUCCAGGAGAAUGAGGAACUGGUUAUCUUUGAUGAGAACUCAGUGGACGGCUGGUUUCAGGGGGAGAACAGCCGAGGGCAGAGGGGUCUCUUCCCUGCAUCCUAUGUGGAAAUUAUUCGCACUCGCUCAAACUCUAAUGUGACAGAUUGCUCCAUAAGCCCGGCAGGAUCUUUAGGAAAUGACUCCUCCUAUUUCCCCUCGACCCAAAACACCCCCCUGCAUUUGCAGCAGAGUUACUAUGAUGAUGACGACGAUGACUGGGACGACUGGGAUGACAGAUCGACAGUGGUGGAUGAUGCUGACCACCCUAGGAGCCCUGGGGCCAAUGGAUAUGCCAAUCAGAGCCCACGGUCCAACAACCCGAAUGUGCACUAUCGGGCCAAACCGCACAUGGAGAGACAGGACAGCAUCUCUAGCUCGAGGAAAGGCAGCAUGGUCGGCAGGAACUUGAACAGAUUUUCUAGCUUUGUCCGCUCAGGUGUAGAAGCGUUUGUGUUGGGUGAUGUACCCAUGAUGGCAAAGAUAGCUGAGUCGUACACCAUCGAUAUGGGUCCCUUGGGGCCCCGGUGGAAGGAGAACCCACAGCCUUUUUCCUGCUCCAUUGAAGACCCCACAAAACAGACAAAGUUCAAAGGCAUCAAGACUUACAUUUCGUACCGGGUCACGCCUAGCCACACAGGGAAUCCUGUCUACAGGCGCUACAAACACUUUGACUGGCUGUACAACCGCUUACUGCACAAGUUCACUGUGAUCUCCGUGCCUCAUCUGCCUGAGAAACAGGCCACAGGGCGAUUUGAGGAAGACUUCAUUGAGAAGCGUAAGAGGCGACUGAUUCUGUGGAUGAACCACAUGACCAGUCACCCAGUCCUCUCCCAGUAUGAAGGCUUUGAGCACUUUCUGAUGUGUGCUGAUGACAAGCAGUGGAAACUGGGCAAGAGACGGGCGGAGAAGGACGAGAUGGUCGGUGCCCAUUUCAUGCUGACCCUCCAGAUCCCUAACGAGCACCAGGACCUUCAGGAUGUAGAGGAGCGGAUCGACUCCUUCAAGGCCUUCGCUAAGAAAAUGGAUGACAGCGUGAUGCAACUCACACAUGUUGCCUCUGAGCUGGUGCGGAAGCACAUUGGUGGGUUCAGGAAGGAGUUCCAGCGGUUGGGAAAUGCCUUCCAAUCUAUCAGCCAGGCGUUCAUGCUGGACCCUCCCCACAGUUCAGACACCUUCAACAACGCCAUCUCCCAUACUGGCCGCACCUAUGAGAACAUUGGAGAGAUGUUUGCUGAGCAACCUAAGUAUGACCUCUUCCAUAUGCUGGACAAGCUGUCGCUCUACCAAGGCCUGCUGGCCAACUUCCCUGACAUUAUUCAUCUACAGAAAGGUGCCUUUGCCAAGGUGAAGGAGAGCCAGCGGAUGAGUGAUGAGGGGAAGAUGGAUCAGGACGAGGCCGACGGCAUUAGGAAACGCUGCCGGACAGUUGGGUUUGCCCUGCAGGCAGAGAUGAGCCACUUCCAUCGGCAGCGAGAGGUGGACUUCAAAGACAUGAUGCAGGCCUACCUCAAGGAGCAGAUAGCCUUUUACCAACGUGUUGUCCAGCAACUGGAGCGCACCCUGCGCAUGUACGACUGUCUGUAAAGACACCGAACUGCCGCCCAGUUCAAGAUGCCAAAAAACACAAGAGAAGGAAUGGAAGACUCUUUUAUCAAGGCAUUUUGUGUUGGUCAUGUUUGGUUCAGUUUUAAAAAAGACUUGCAGAUAAAUUAAGCAAUAGUUACUGGAAAGACGUACAAAGCCAGUCAGUCUUUCACUUUGAUGGAUUCAAAGUCACAGUUUUUGUUUUUUUAAAGACCUACUGUACCUUUUAUUUCUGAAAUACACAACGCAUAGGCAAUGUCACAGCAUAUUGUUUAUUUUACAUAAUUUAAGGACUUGUAACAUUAAAAUAAGAAUAUAGGUUUAAAAAGAAUCUAUAGUUGAUUGUUAUAUAGUGUAACACAUGCCAUGAAACGGGUUCUGUUUUGAAAUUGUCCCCUUCUCCAACACCAUGACAUUCAUUCACGUCAGAUAUCUCUUAUUACAGGUCACAAAUGUCAUUUUCUUACUUUAUUUCUUGCACCAAGUGCCUUUAAGGAUCUGAGGCAUUCUGGUGGACGGAAAUAUUUUUAAAUGGACCAUUUGUCUGUAGCAUGCCUUGCCUUUUAUAGGGGAACUAUAUUGGAAUGAGUUGUAUUUAGAGACAAGUUUGCACAUGUUUUUAUAAACUAGUUGGUCAUGGUGUGUAGGGGUGUGUUUAUGUGUGGGUGAGAGUGAAAUGAGUCAACUGCUGUGCUGAUCAAUUUCCUUUUCCACGGUGGAAGACAAAAAAAUGAUAUCUUUGUAUGUAGCAGUAUGUAGUUUAUCAAGUCAACUAGUGUACUAUGAACAGUAGUCAGAUAGUUGUAUAAGUGGGUUAACUGGAUGUGUGAGGCAGAGCAUCAACUUAGCAUUUUAACAUUUGUAUUAAAUCAUUAAGUUGACACAAGUCCAAAUUCUUCCUAAAUCCUUUUAUGUAGUCUGGGUCAAAAAACUGUAUGAUUUGAUGUUCAUAUAAAGUAUUUUAAAACAACAACUAAUGCACAAAUAACACCACAUUUACACCAUCAUUCUGAGUAUCUCUAGAGAAUAUAUAAUCUACCCAUAAUAACUUAAUGAAAUAAUAAUAGAGCCAAGUUCAAUGAGAAGAUCAAUGCCACGUCAAGCUAGAGCCAUCAGAUGGUUAGCAGAGCAUAAAGACUUGAAACAGGGAGAAACAGCUAGCCUGGCUCUGUGCAAAGGUAAAACAAAAUCCACCUACCAGCUUGUCUGAUACUCACUAAUUAAAAAUGUUAUAUUUUAUGUGUUUAAAUUGUACCAAACCAAAGUGUAAAUGUCAUUUUGUAGGUUAUGAUACAUAAGCACAUAACCCCCUCGAAAAACCAAUACAAAAACCGGUUUUUGUAUCGAUUAAACAAAAAAAAAUAUUAUGUGUUAAUUAGUGAGCUUUAAAAGUGAUGGAAGGCAGAUUUUAUUACCUUUGGACAGAGCCAAACUGUUUCCCUCUGUUUUCACUCGUUAUGCUAAGCUAAGCUAACCAGCUGCUGGCUAUAGCAUCCUGCAGACAUGAGAGUGGUAUACAUCUUCUCAUCCAACUUUCGGCAAGACAGCGAAUACUCAUACUCACUUCCUAAAAUGUUGAACUAUUCCUUUAAUAAUAUCACAUAUAGCUUAUUGCUCUUAUUCCACCUGUGGUCACAGUGAAGUAUCACUUUUUACAUUUUGUUUUUCACAUUUAAUGUAUACAGUUUUACAACACUGAAUGAGAUUUUAGGUGACUGAGGAUUGAGUCCCCAUCUUCACUGAUUGUGUUCAAUGUUAUAUUUCUAAAUAAGAGUUCUUCCAGUAACAUUACUCAUCUUGUUUAACUAGAGAAAAAUUUCAUAGCAACUUGCGUUUUAACAAGACUAUCUUUAGCAUUGUGUUAACCUCAGAGGUUUAUGUGGAGUUGCAAUUAUAAGCAUUACCUCAAAAAGCGUAGGGAAUGUUUUUGUGAGCUUCACACGCUCCUCCUCCUGUUCAUUUGUCAGUUGUGAGGCACUGAUUCUUCAUGUUGAUGGCAGAGGCUUUGAUCUCUCAGUGUUGUGUCUGGGUAUGGCUGGAAAGUGAAAGGAAAAAUGAUUUUGACAUCUGUGUAUGUGUUUGUGAGUUUCAGAAUUUGAAGUUAGAACAUUAUUAUGGUUCUCCCAAAACAAAGAAGUGCUGAUUCAGAGUGCAGGUUUCACACAA
This is a messenger RNA of Micropterus dolomieu (smallmouth bass), 4591 nucleotides long. It is a transcript of the gene snx33, whose product is annotated as sorting nexin 33. The coding region runs from base 740 to 2425 and encodes 561 amino acids. Gene Ontology annotation, molecular function: protein binding; phosphatidylinositol binding. The transcript has 3 exons. Lineage: Eukaryota; Metazoa; Chordata; Actinopteri; Centrarchiformes; Centrarchidae. Gene Ontology annotation, cellular component: plasma membrane; cytoplasmic vesicle. Gene Ontology annotation, biological process: endosomal transport; protein transport; mitotic cell cycle. The record is from RefSeq and is a predicted model, not a curated record.